Molecule: messenger RNA, 909 nt
Organism: Trichoplax adhaerens
Lineage: Eukaryota; Metazoa; Placozoa; Uniplacotomia; Trichoplacea; Trichoplacidae
Exons: 6
Coding region: 1-909 (302 amino acids)
Biological process (GO): inner mitochondrial membrane organization; protein insertion into mitochondrial inner membrane from matrix
Cellular component (GO): mitochondrial inner membrane
Molecular function (GO): ribosome binding
Source: RefSeq, a predicted model, not a curated record
AUGGUCUUUUUAGCUUGCAACAGUUCUUUAGCUAGGAAUUGUACCAAGUAUGGAUUACAUUAUCGUAAUAGAUUAACACUUAUUGGAGUUCGAUCAAUUUCACACGCGUGUUCAUUCGAUUGGAGUAGAAAACCAUACCAUAUUAUUCGUUUUAGCCAUGGAAAAUCCAAGCACUACUUUGCAACAACAUUCAACGCCAAUCUUCAACAUCAUCGAUUAUUUGUCAAUCGAACCAGUCCCAACUUAAAUAACGACAAUAAUAGAAGUGAUAAUCCUGCCGGAGAAACCAAAAUUGUUACAGUUGAUCUAGCAGGAAGAGUGCUUGGUCAUGACUUUAGUAAGGAUUCAUUCUUAGAAGGUGCCAACCAGGCUAUGAAAAUGAUUUGUGAUGCAAUCUCUACCGAUGAUUAUUCAAGGAUUGAAGAUUUACUCAGUCCAGAAGCAAAAGCUUCUGCUAAACAGUGCAAAACGACCCUAGACCGUCGUGGAUGGGAUAUACGUAAUAUUUUAAAUUAUAACGGACAACCUUUAACCCAAAUCUUUAGGGUUUUUCCAUCUAUAAUAACAAUAAUUUAUGAACCUGAAGGUAAAAAAUUCAUUUUUAUAUGCGUUCGGUACCUAUACGUUGAUUUGUCAUCUAUACAACCUGAAACUGUUGGUUCAAAGUUAUUCUCAGAAGAAGGAAGAAUAUCAUUAAGGAAUGAUAUGAAAUUUAUUAUGGCAUCAGUGAGGUCCAAAUUUAAAUGGUUAGGUGGUAACAUGCACAAUGGAAAAGAGUAUAGUAAAUAUUAUUAUUCAAAUUUUACUGUAUCUAUCGGUGAUAUUGCCCUCGUAACUAUUGUUACCAUGAAGAAAUGGUUUGUGAAUUUGAAAUUGGUUUAUGGCUCGAGAAUUAUUAUAAGCAAAUAG